Molecule: messenger RNA, 2018 nt
Organism: Vollenhovia emeryi
Lineage: Eukaryota; Metazoa; Arthropoda; Insecta; Hymenoptera; Formicidae
Gene: Catsup
Product: protein catecholamines up
Exons: 4
Coding region: 169-1380 (403 amino acids)
Biological process (GO): zinc ion transmembrane transport; intracellular zinc ion homeostasis
Cellular component (GO): membrane
Molecular function (GO): zinc ion transmembrane transporter activity
Source: RefSeq, a predicted model, not a curated record
GCGACCCUGGUGCGGCUGGUGCGUCAACUGUGCCAAGUGGGGGAACCAGGAACCGGGAAGCGCGGCGGCGGAGGACGGCAUUCGAGGCACGCAUGUCCACGUCUGAUCUGCGGGCGAUCGCGUCUCGAUCGUGUUAGGUGCGAAGGUAACCGGCGGCGGGGACCCACGAUGACGGGGACCGACUGGCGGCGAGCAGCCGCGCGCAGAUGGAUCUCCAGGGCGAUAGUCGCCACGUUCCUCGCGCUCGUCAUUCUGAAUCUGCCGGCGCUCUGCGGGGGCCACGACGCCCACGAGUCGCCGAGCUACAAGUACUCCAAGGAGGCCAACGAGGGCUUCGCGAACGUGGAACGGCUGCAUCUGCAUCAUGAGCCUGAUGACGAGCAUCAGCAUCAUCAUGAUCAUGCUCACGAUCACAAGCACUCUCAUUUCACACAGCCGAACGCUCCGCACCGGGAUUACAACGACAUCGUCCUACGGGCUGUCGGGUCGACCCUCGUCAUAUCCGCUGCCCCUUUCCUCAUACUGUUCUUCGUGCCGCUGGACAACACCGAGCAACGCGAGUCGUUGCUCAAGAUCCUGCUGAGCUUCGCGUCCGGCGGUCUGCUGGGCGACGCGUUCCUUCACCUGAUCCCGCACGCGAUGAUCCCUCACUCGCACGACUCGCCGUCGGAGGCGCACUCGCAUUCCGCCCACGAGCCGGGACACCACGAGCACGACAUAUCCGUCGGCCUGUGCGUACUGUUGGGGUUAAUAGUGUUCCUAAUGGUGGAGAAGGCGGUGCGUAUCAUCAAGGGCGACCACUCGCACAGUCACGUCCAUCAUGAGCCUCGCGAGAAGAAGGACGUCUCGUCGGAGAAGAAAGAGGAGCGGAAAGGGGAGAAGAGGAGCGGCGGUAAAGCGGUCUCCGAGGCGCACCAGACGCCCGAGAGCGACAUCAAGAUCGCGGGCUAUCUGAACCUGGUGGCGGAUUUUCUGCACAACUUCACGGACGGCCUGGCCAUAGGUGCCAGUUACAUGGCUGGAAAUAGUAUCGGCUACAUAACGACGUUCACGAUAUUGUUACACGAGAUCCCGCACGAAAUCGGCGAUUUUGCCAUCCUGAUACAGAGCGGUUACAGUAAAAGAAAGGCUAUGCUGUUGCAACUGGUCACCGCUGUAGGAGCGUUAUUGGGGACUUUCGUUUCUCUGAUGACGGAAGGAAUGGGCGACCUUGCUACCAAGUGGAUCCUUCCCUUCACCGCAGGCGGCUUCAUCUACAUUGCAACCGUUUCCGUGAUACCAGAACUUUUAACUGCCACUAAAUUUUGGCAAUCAAUUAUGGAGAUAGCGGCACUUCUUUUCGGAGUGUAUAUGAUGGUUCUUAUAGCGGACUACGAAUAAGAAAUACUUUAUAAGAGAUCAGAUAAGUUAUUUUCUUACUUUCAUUCUAGCUCGGUUCGUUCUUGCUCGUUAGCUCUGAGAAACAUUUCCAUUAGAUAGAGAAAAUUUCCGUAACUAGCGGGCGAGCUUGCUUUCGACAUGUAUCAACAGGAACUGCCGCAUUUAUGUUGCGUCUCGAUAAACGGGAUUGUAAAAGCGGAAAAGGAACUUACGGCAGGGAUGCUAGAGCGAUUCUGCACUUUUUGCGCCUAGAACUGUCAAUUCAUGAAAACACUAGUGUAAUAUACAAAUUAUGCGGCUUUUGUGUACAGAGUUUCCACGGAAAGUCGGAUUAAAUCAGAACAGCAUGGCAUCAUUGCAAUUAAGUUUACAAGUCUAACAAAAAAUUUAAACUUAAUUUCAAUGCUGAUUUUUCUGAUUUAAUCCGAUUAGUGUAAACUAGUCUGUUUCCUCCUAUAUAUAAAAAGAAGCGUGUUAAAUCGAUAGUCGAAAGUCUUGAAGUAUUGGCGCGCUUGUGCGAUACGAUAUGCUUCAAUCGUGUUAUUUGCGGCUGUCUAACCAUGCGAAUUUUUAGAGAGAGCAAAGGGCGCGCGCUUGUCUUGUCUAGUACACAUAAAAGCCACAUAAUUUGCAUAUUA